AUGAAAACCAACCCGGCCAGCGGAAACAACAUUGCGCAGUGGAUAAUAUACAGCAGCGCGAUCUCUGCGGUUAUCUAUGGGAUGUAUAAAUACCUCAAAUACGCCCGGGUGACCCCAGAAGGCCUGAAAGACGAAGGAAAUUUCCUCUAUUUAGAAAAAGACUAUCAGAAGGCCUUGCAAAAGUACAGCGAAGCUCUUGCCCUUAUUGAAGAAAUGGGGGACCGUGCAGAUACCGAAGUCGCCAAAACAAAAAUCAAGGUGCUGAAUAACAUAGGGCAGGUGCACUUUAUAACAAAAAACUAUGCGCAGGCACGGGAAUACGCCGAGAAGGUGCUGAGCAUUCAGCCUAUCCACUACAACAGCUUCAAGCGCCUCGCAAUGCUGGAAGAGCUUGGGCAGGGGCACGGAGGCACGAAGGGGCUGUCCAUUUUGUAUGCGUUUCUUAUUGUCCAGAAGCACUUUGGCUAUCAGAAGGAGCGGAAGAAGGCCGUCUCUGGAAAGAGCGAGGCAGAGCCCAGCACGAUAAGCGCGCAGCAGGACCCGGGCAAAAAGCCUGCCGAGGAGGAGAAGCUGGAGGCUUCCAAGUGGGACAAAGUUCUAAGCAGCAAAAUAGAGCAGCUGUCCCAGCAGAAGGCGUCUGAGAUAGAGGUGAGCGAAGACUUUUCUGUGUCCUUCGUGAGGCUGGAGGAGCUUCUGUGCGGGUUCAACCGGACGCUGUGGAGCGAGUGCUUUGGAAGCCCCGCAAAGGCCGACAGAAGGCUUCUGAAGUGGGUCGAGGAAAAGGACUACAUGGCAGUGGUCAAGCAUCUGGACUCGACCCCAAGAGAAAAAUGCACGAGCAGGGGCCUGUUUGUUGCAGGGUGCAUACGGCACAUCCAGGGCAAAAACAGCGAGGCUGUCAUGCUCUUCGAUCUCGUGAACAAUCCAUUCGGGGAAGUUCUCUCUCUUUACAUCCAGAGCGUAUGCAACAUGGCAGGCGGCGUGGAAAAGGAAAAGCUUUUGAAAGUUAUGAACAGGAAAGACCCGAUCAUAGAGAUGUAUCUUAUACAAAUGAGCAUGAAGACGGGGGCGUAUCCAGGCGAGUACUUGGCCAACCUCAUAGACAUGCAGAACAAAGAGAUUAUUUCGCACCCGUUCAUAGUGAACAUAAAGAUGCAGUUUACAAUGGGAGAGCACAAAGAGGCGCAGAAAACCUUCAACAAGGCGCUUUCCCUGUUUCCGCAGGAUGUGAACCUUUUGUGUGCAGGAGUUGAGAUGCUUUCUGCGCGGAUAGAGGAAAUAAUGUCCACCGACAAGAAGGCAAGCAGCGAAGGCAUUGAGGCCAGCGCAAGCUGCAGAGAAGAGUACGCCAUGCUCACAAACACGCUUUCUCUCUUGGCGCAGAAAGAGUUUGCAAACUCCCCGCGGAGCGCCUUUUUUAGAUACAUAGGGUACAACACGCUACGGAUGAAAGAGGCUGCAGGUCAGGCGCUGGACCAGGCGGUUUCUCUGGACCCCUACAACAGCAUACUUCUUAUCCAGCAAGGAUACGCGAGAAUAGACGCUGGCGACGCCUCAGGCCUCGCACUUUUUGAGCAGGCGGCCAAACUGUCAGGCGAGUCCGCAGCCGAGACGUACAAGCUGCUGUACACCUUCAAAAGCAUAUAUUUGCUGCAGGAACACUUUCCGCACGUGGCCGGGCUGGCCUUGGUGAACAAAGCCGGACAAAGCAGCCAUAAAUAA
Molecule: messenger RNA, 1722 nt
Organism: Nematocida major
Lineage: Eukaryota; Fungi; Microsporidia
Exons: 1
Coding region: 1-1722 (573 amino acids)
Molecular function (GO): protein binding
Source: RefSeq, a predicted model, not a curated record